Messenger RNA from Pomacea canaliculata, 1806 nucleotides. RefSeq lists its product as uncharacterized. NCBI's taxonomy places the organism in Eukaryota, Metazoa, Mollusca, Gastropoda, Architaenioglossa, Ampullariidae. The coding region runs from base 241 to 825 and encodes 194 amino acids. The transcript has 4 exons. The record is from RefSeq and is a predicted model, not a curated record.
UCCGGCAUCGUUCUCAAGCGAAGGGACGAUACUCUGGUGAUAAGUUAUCUGCCCGACGUAUUUUAGCGCUGGUGCACCGAGAGAUCUUUUUGCUGAUAAAUUUUGGUCUUUGAUUACCACUAUAUUUUCAGAUGAAGAUUACAACCCUUUGGCUUGAGCAGCACAUUAUUCCUUUUCUAUGUAGACACUGGCAAAAAGAUCAGCACUUUGGAACUUGGCACAUAUCUAUGAGCCAAUGUCAUGAGCAUGUUGCCAUUCACAGGGAGACAUUCCUCUAGAGGUUUUACCAGGAUUGUUCCAGAACAAACUGGCUUGGAGAUUCUGCUAAUGUGUUUGAUGAUACCAGCAUUUGUCCUGUAUACUGUGGCAAUAGCCUCUUAUGAAUGGUUUGCAAUUUACCCACACAGCUACUAUGGUGUGUGGUAUGUACGCUUCUGUGAUGUUUUACGAUGCCAGCUAAUUCCAGCUGUUUUUAGUGAUGAACCAGCCAAGUUGGUUUUUUUUCCAGCCUGGUACAACAUCUUGCAACUACUUAGUCUAUUUGCACUUGGAGGGUUGGUCUUAGGACUCUAUAUGUUACUAUUGCUGUGGCGAUUCAAAUCUUCACAGGUCCCAUCUAGCCGACAGUUCUAUACAUCCAUCGUCUGCAUAGCAACAGCAUUUGUGAUUUCAAUCAGCCUGGUUAUCUUCUACACCAAAGUGAAUAGCGAGAGCAAAUCCUCCCUGCAGGUUGGCUGGUCCUCAGUGUUGGCACUUAUCUCAUGUUUUUGUGAAUUGUCAGCUGGAAUCAUCAUUAUACAGUUUCCUAAUAAAAUUAGGAAAUAAUUUCCAUAGGGAGAGUGGAUCUAGACAUGAGGUGGAUUGAAGAGAGAGAGAGUGGGGGGGAAUGUAGCAUGAUUGUGAGUCUGGGUAAUGGUGUUACGUUUCUGCUACAGAGUGAGACGCACAACAGGAUUGUAGAGUGCAUGACGUCUUCAAUGCUAGAUUGAAAGAUAUAAACUUAAUUUUUAUUUUUUAAAAUUUAUAUAUAUAUACAUACCAUAGUACCAUUUUAGCUUUCUAAAAGCAAAACCACUAACAGCCUUUUUAUUGGGAUAUAAUGAAAUGUUAAUGUAGAAUUUAUCCUGAGGAAAGAAACAUACAUUUAUUCUUUCCAAACAAUUUUUUCUUCAGCUGUUUUUUGUUUGUCUUUUUCGUUCCAUUUAUAACUGUUGAUCCUCAAUUUCAAAUAUAGUACAUUCAUAUGCAUAUACAUUCAUUUUUCUGGAUAAGCUUCUUGGCAAUGUUUUGAUGAAACAGGAGUUCACAGAUUUUUUUUAUGAUUAAGGUGUUGACUUUAUGUUAGUAGUCCUUGUACCCAGCUUUCAACAGCAGUCUUGUGUACAUCUGGUAUUGCCAUCAGCUAGAGAUAUACUGUCAUGAUAAAGACAAGCUUUAGUACUUACUGUCAUUACAGCAUCAUCAUCAGCUAGAUGUUGUAAUAACUGCAGUAAUUUUUCCUACAGCAUUCAACUGUUUAUCAUUUAUGAUGUAUUACUAAACGUAGUGCUUCAGACAAUUGACCAUUUGUAAUGGAAGCUUUUAUUUUGACGCCUAUAGAGCAAAUGUCAAGUCGAGACAAUUUUGUCCCUCGUUGUAUUAUAGCCAAAAUGGUGUAUAUGACUUUGAACAGUGUUGUUUUUUCCAGCUAUUAUACAUUUUAAAAUAAGAUACAGAAGAUAAAUGGAAUAGUUCAAAUAGGGCUUUUUAUUGUGCUGCACAUAUUUUUGAACAAUAAUAAUGCAAUAAAGAAGUUUCAGAGUGUCA